Molecule: messenger RNA, 3003 nt
Organism: Paralichthys olivaceus (Japanese flounder)
Lineage: Eukaryota; Metazoa; Chordata; Actinopteri; Pleuronectiformes; Paralichthyidae
Source: RefSeq, a predicted model, not a curated record
UACGUCACUUCCUGGUUAGGACGACAGAGAAGAGCGCGAGAUAGGAAUCCAAGAGCGCGGAGGAGAACCCGGGCUGCACCGCUGCCUCCACCGGCCAAAACAACGACAGCUCACCGACAACUCACCGACAACCAGCCUCCGGCACCGCCGCUCAACGGGUUACACACCGUAUAAACACUUCACACGACGGAGGACAUACAUGACGUGUAACGGCAGCAGGACUUUCCACCGUCGCAGCGCUAACAACAGAAACAGAGGGAAAUGUCCUGGUGGCCGCGCUGUGAGGAUGGGGAGGAAGCCAUGGUCCAAGACACCGACUCUGAUGUGGCCGAGCAGAGGGACGGUGGCAGGGUCAAGGUGAAGUGGACACAAGAGGAGGAUGACAAGCUCAAGGCUCUGGUUCAGAAACUGGGACCAACUGAUUGGAAAUAUGUUGCCAGCUACAUCCCAAAUCACACUGAACUCCAGUGUCAGCAUCGCUGGUUUAAGGUCCUGGACCCAGAAUUAAUUAAAGGGCCUUGGACCAAAGAGGAGGAUGAUAAGGUCAUAGAGCUUGUAAAUCUCUACGGCAACAAACAGUGGGCAAUUGUAGCCAGGCAUCUGAAAGGCAGACUGGGGAAGCAGUGCAGAGAACGCUGGAUCAACCACCUCAAUCCGGACGUGAAGAAGUCAUCGUGGACAGCCGAGGAGGAUCUCAUCAUUUACAAAGCUCACAGUCUGAUGGGAAACCGCUGGGCUGAAAUUGCCAAGCUGCUCCCUGGAAGAACAGACAACGCAGUGAAGAAUCACUGGAAUUCGACCAUCAAACGGAAGUUGGAGAUGGGCUUCUAUGCCGGGGAGGUCAUCAAGCCAGAUGAACUUGCAGAGAUGUGGGCCUGUGUGAAUAAGGAUUUGCAGAUUCCUGGUGUCUCUCAGGAUGGCGAUGACCACGACCCAGAGCAGAACACGCAUCCUCCAGUGCAGGAGAGGCCGUUCCCCACCCUCGAUGAAGCCAGCCUCAGCGAAGCAGGGCCGUCUAAGGCUGUCCUCUCUCCAAAGGGCAGCUCUUACAUUAAGACAGAAGUGGAUACCUCAGGAGAAGUAACCUGCACCAACUGGGUGGUGGACAGCUCUGGCUUCCUCUCCCCUGCUGGCCCGGGCCUGAAGGAGGUGAUGGACAUGGUGGAUGGGGACCUGGACGGCUGGUGCAACCUUGCAGCCUUUGACCUGCCCGAGGAGAGUCCGAGCCCCGAGCGCCACCAGUUUCGUCUGGAGGGCAGCGCAUUGCAGGAGUUGAGCAAAGGCAGCAGGGGGGAACUCAUCCCCAUCUCUCCAGGAGGGGUGACACCGCCCUCCACACUGCACCGCAGAAGCCGGAGAUACAUCGCCUUGUCUCCCGAUGCCAACAACUCCAUGACUCCGAAGAGCACUCCUGUCAAAAUCUUGCCCUUUUCUCCAUCUCAAUUCCUCAACAUGUGGACCAAACUGGAUAGUCACGACCUGGAGAACCCUUCCCUCACGUCCACGCCUGUGUGCAGCCAGAAAGCCAUUGUUACUACACCGCUGCAGCGAGACAAGACGCCCCUCACUCAAAAGGAGAACUCGGUGUUUGUGACACCCAACCACAAGUCCAAUCUCUGCGAGACUCCACGAACUCCAACGCCGUUCAAAAAUGCCAUGGAGAAGUACGGCCCUCUGCAGCCUCUGCCUCAGACUCCAAACCUCGAGGACGACAUAAACGAGGUCAUCCUAAGAGACGCUGGAAUUGACUUGGCUGUACGUUACUCUCCACCCGAGCAAAGACGCAAAACAAUGCAUCGUCCUAUGAAGAAAGUGCGGAAGUCGUUGGCCCUAGAUGUCAUGGACUGCCAAGUGACAAAACGCAAAUCCAUCAAGACUGAAUUCAAACGCAGCAUCAAGGAAGAACCUAUGUUAGUUUCUAUGAACUCCUCGUCAUCAUGCAGUAAGAGGCAUGAAAAUAUUUUGGAUCAAGGCUUCCUUUUGGGACCAGGUGACAGUGCCAUAUUUCCCAGCACGGCACCCCCAGUUCCUAUGUCAAAAGAAUGGGAGAAGGUUGUUUGUGGACAAACUAAAGACCAGCUCAUAAUGACAGAGAAAGCCAGGCGCUACCUUCGAUCUUUAAGAUCCCACGCACCCAACCGGGCUCUGAUUCUGUCCUGAGACGUCUCUCAUCUUUCCACCGACAUGUUACACAGUUUGCAAUGUUCCUGUUGCUGUUUGUUACUGCCAUUUUUAAUGUUGGAGGAAAAAACCAUGUCAUGUGUAGGUUUAGCAGAAAUUUUGAACAAGUCAUUAGCAAUCAAAACCUUAACAGUAUAUAGCUCAAUCAAUAAUUUGAGAGAGAACUAUACUUUUAGAUUUAGUCUCACUCUAGUGACCUUGUAUAGGACUGGAAGUUAGAAUCAUAUUUCAUUGUGUUGUCCGUUGAAACGUGUUUCAGAAGAACAAUGAAUGUAAAAAAGAAAAAUCACGACUCUGUGCCGUCGCUAUCUGAAAAGACAUGGUUUUACAUUGGUGAUGAUCUGUAAUUUAACAGUGUUUUAAAAUUGUGACCAGUAAAAACACUCAGGUUGGGUUUCCAUGUCUAUAUUUGUAAUAUAACAUAAUGUAGGUUUGAUUGUGGAGAAAAUUCAGACAGGUUGACUUGUGAUGCAGUUCUUGUUGAAAGUGUUAAUUGAAGAUUUUCUUGUUCCGAUCUGUUAAGCUAAUGUAUAGAUUUAUGAAAAACAUUAUCAGUCACCUCAUCAGGGGGAAAUUUGAUGCCUGCUGAAAAAUUCAGAGACUGGAGCCCACAUCAAGGUCAUUAAGAUUCAACAAAGUGAGAUGUUUGUUUUUUAUGCAAUAUUGAAAGAUUGAGAUGUGAUGGGGGAAUGGAAGCUGUACUGACCUUCGAUGGCGAUUAUGUAAUUUGGCACUGCAUGUAAAUAUAUAGUGUUGUAUGCUUUUACUUCAUCAUACAACCUUUUGCUGAGAAAUGCAAUAAAACAAAUGCUAUUGCGUCUA